CCCCCUCGCGGGCGGCCGAGCCUCCGCUCUGCGCCUGCGCGCCACCGCCUCCCUCUGCCUCAUGGGCUCGCGCAGCGGCACGGUCCCGCCCCAAGCCUGACAGCCGGCGAGGCGCAGACAGGAAGCCGGUCUUGUGCGCCACGCCUCUCGAGAGCCAGCGUCCAAUCAGCGCCUGCCUUCACCUGUUCGUGGUCCUUCAUUGGCUUAAUAUUGCUGGGAGGCGGCGAGAAAGGGAAGGCAGGCGACCAAUCGCGGGGCCCACCGCGCGCGCCCUGGUUGCCCCGGGAAACCUAACAGCAAGCUGCAGCGGUCCUCAGACCCGAGACAGCAGGUCGAGCAUGGACAGCCACGACGGGGACACCGAAGGCGAAGGAAAAGCCGAGGAAGGCCUGACCAAGAAGCCUUCCGAGACCAGGGUCACCUUCGAUCCUCAGAUCCCGGCCGACCCUGCGGAGCCAGAGUUGGAGCCGGAGUCGGCGUCGGAAACGGAGUCAGAGCCUGGACCAGAGACCCAGCCGGUUGCGGACGAACCCAAAGCAGAGGUUUCAGAGGAGAGCGAUUACGCGCAUGCCGAGGUCCCGGAAAGUCUGGAGGCCGCCGAGGCUGCGGGCGAGGCAGUAGAGGCCGCGAGUGAGGCCGUGUCCCGAGAGCCAGAGAGUCUGCCAGAGUCUGGGACCAAGCGGGAGUCCAAGGAGAGGGGCGAGGACGAGGACGAAGACGACGAUGAAGACGAGGACGAGGACGAGGACGAGGACGAGGAUGAGGACGAGGAACCCGACCAGCCGGAGAAGCAGGAUAAGGUGAAGAGGGUGAAGAGCAAGGAGUCACGGUUCCGCCCCCAGCUGCCACUGACCACGAUCGUCGAGGAGGCGGCUGCUCCAGCCCCACGGGCUGAGAGAGAGAAAGCAAAGGAGUCAGAGCAGAAGCGAGGUAGCGAGGAGAUCGAGGGGACAGGUCGAGAACGACACAAGAAAGGCAAAGACCGGCAUCUUCAACCUGGAGAUGAGGAGGAAGAGGAGGAGGAGGAGGACUACGAAGACUUUGAGUGGUCUGCGGAUUUUCGGAAGCUGCAAGAGCAGCAGCUGCGCGGUGAGCUAGUGGACCAGUACCACGCCUUGCUGGUGGAGCGGAGCCGGUACCAGCGCUACAAUGUGUACCUACAGCAGAAGAUCUCAGAGGCGCUACGCAAGAAGGGCCUGGAACCAGCUGAACCCGCGGACAAGGGCGCGGGACCAGACUCUCCCGAGAAAGAGCAAGCAUACUUGCGCUAUCUGGCCAUGCUGGAGGAACUGAAGAAACAAGAAGCGGACGACCUAGAGUGGUACCGCGAGGAAGUGCGUGAGAUGAAGCAGCAGUGCCAAGAGAAGCAGGCCAGGGUGGAGAAAGAGUGGCGGCGCUUCCAGGCCCUCAAGAAGCAGGUAGUGAUGCAGGUCAUGGGCAGCUGCCGCAUGCGCGGUGGGCGCCAGGCGGCUCUGAGAGAGGUCGAACAGAUCCAGGCGCUGGAGGAUAAAAAGGAGAAGGAGAUGAGCGCAGUGCGUCUCGAGAACGUGCAGCUGAAGCAGAGCCUGGUACACUUUGAAACCAGGAUGAAGGCCCAGGAGGACUUGGCUGAGGGGCUGCUCCUCAUCGACUUUGAACAGCUCAAAAUUGAGAACCAGACCUUCAACGAGAAAGUCGAGGAACGAAACGAGGAACUUUUAAAACUGCGCACUAAGGUGACCAGCAACGUGCAGAUUAUAACCCAUGUGAAAGAAAAGCUGUCUUUCAUCGACAUGGAGAACGCAUGCAAAAAGGCACAACUUUUGGAAAUCGAGGCCCAGGUGGCCCUAGGAAGAGACCUAUUGACAAAGACGAAGCAAGCCCGAGACAGUCUGCGGACUGACAACAUCAGGCUGAAUCAGAAAUCUGGGCUUCUGGGUAAGGAAUCACUGCUCCGAGACUUUGAGGAAAAGGUGGAGAGGACAGAGUAUCUCAACAAGCGGCUGGAAUCCCUGAAGCGCAUUCACGCGGGGCUCACCUUGUCCUGCAAGGGGGUGAAGCAAAAGAUCAGAGAAGCCAAAACCUUCCUCCCCUUUUGACAGUCCUUGACAGGACAGUUGGCAAAACCUCCAAAACUCUCGUCUGCCCUCCCAUUGUCAUUCUAUGUGACUUGGGAUGCAACUUUAUUUUUGUCAUUCCAGCUUCCAAAUUCCUGCUGAACACAUCUGGUUAGCAGUAGUUCUACAUAAGGUUAAGUAAAAUAUAUCUAGAGAGAGAGAGUGGGGUGAUUAAACCGACUAAUGAUGAAAAGCCUUUCUAGCCAAGCAGUCUCAUAGUCUAGAGGACUGUUAAAUCCUUGUCUAUAUGUAAGGAUGGUUUAAAGGUUCAACCAGUGGCCAAGGUACAGAAAAUCCCUGUGCAUUGUUCUGAUCACUCAGUCAUCUUUGUGCUAGUUAAACUGUAUAGUCUUGAGUCACUGUCUCAAUUAGCUCACAAAUUCCCUCCAUCUCUGUUUGUGGGUGUGUGUUGACAUGUAGAGGCCAGAGGAACCAGCAUCUCUUGGUCUUCACCUUGAUUUUUUGAGACAGGGUCUCUUCCUCAACCAGGAGCUUGCAGUUUCGGUUAGACUGCCCAGCUAGCAUGAUGAUCCUGGGAUCUGCUUGUCUCUGUGCCCCAACACUGGGGUUACAGGUAUGCAACACCAAGUCUGGCUUUUUUAUGUAGGUACUGGGGAUCUGAAUUCAGAUCCUCAUGCUUUCAAACAAGCACUCUUACCUCCUGAGCCAUAACCUGCGUCAGCAAUCUGGCUGUUGGCACUACAUAACCCUGCUUCCAUUACAUGACGCAAUUUUGUUUGCUAAAGUAUAUUGGCUUUGAAAUCAAAGUUAAAAUCCCUUUUCUGACUUCCAUGGCUUGAACAUACUUUGCAUGAGACCAUCCAAAUGCAUUGCUGAGACAGUUCAAAAACUGAUUCCUUCCUUUCCCCCUUGGUUGCUACAGUUUUGGUUUUCCCUCUACUCUGUCCAUCAAGGCUACAGAGAAGUAGUAACUUACUGAAACUGGAAAUGUCGGCUUUGUGGCUCCAAUAGCAGAGGGACCCAGGGUCCUGCAGCUGGGGAGGCUCCCAAGUGAAACUGGCAGUAGCACUAGAAGUGACAAGACGGUUCUUCAUUGUAAUGGUGUCCUUCUGUGUUUUGAUUCGGUCAGCAGAUUUCUACCUAACAGCUAACCAUCUGAAUGCUCCCUCCUGAACUUUGAACAAGGUGAGCAGUGGUCAUGCAGGGCACUAAGGUCAGCAUGCCGAGUUGCUAAGGUGUCCUAACUAACAAUUAUGUAGGAAGUCACCAGUGGGCUCUCAAUCACAACACCUCAUGCUGGAGGGAUUACAACUAAUUACAAGACACCCUUCAUUUUUGAUUACCUCCCUGCGUGGUUCUAAUUAAAUUCAGGAUGAGUGCUUGAUCAUGAAAUUUCAUCAAAGUAGUUCAGGGCCUGUAAAAAAAUGUAGGCAUUGAACAAAUUCUGCCUGAUAUUUUAAGUCGAUAUGCAUGAGAAGCGCCCCCUUCAAUAGCCAAGGAGGGUCUGUAAUUCAGCCACCUACUCAGAGACAGCCUAAGGUAUUGGAAAAGGAAACCUCAUUUUGGUGACUUGCUACAGUUAAGAGUCUUAAAUUAUAUAAGUAGAAAUAGGUUUGUGCAAGUUCAUCCACAGACGAUAAUUCAGGGCUUUGACACUCGUAUGAGCCACCUGUCCAUAAAGUAUCACAGUCCAUGCCUUCCAGCUAUUCACUGCUCAUGUAUUGAACCUCAGAGGGUUCCAGAGUGCAAGUGACACAGAUGCCAUGAAAGGAACGCAGCUUGGAGCACAUGUGCAGUGACUAAUCCAUCUCUCUUUGAAAAUAUCCUUAUUUUUACUUAAAUAAUCAAUGACAAAAUAUGUGCAUAUUUUAAUAAAAUUGCACUAAUUAUUUUUGGUUUGGUUUGGUUUUUCAAGACAGGGUUUCCCUGUGUAGCCCCGGCUGUUUUAAAACUAGCUCUGUAGACCAGGCUUACCUAAUACUCAGAGAUCUGUCUGCCUCUGCCUCUGCCUCCUAAGUGCUGGAAUUAAAGGCAUGCACUACUACCGCCUCAGCUCACUCCCUAAUUUUUUUUUUUUUUUUAAAUUCAGAUAGGGUCUCACUGUAUAUGCCAACUGGCCUCAUUUGUGAUCCUCCCAAAUACUAGUAUUACAGGUGUGUGCUGCCACAUCCAGUUUCAACUCUAACGUUUCAUCCAAAUACUGUCAAAGAGGAACACAAGUAUACCAAAAAGAUAUGGGAAGGCCCAAACUGUGAUCCUGCUGACCUGAAUGGAACCUAACCCUCAUUGUACUGAUUCAGGAAAUGGAGAAGCAUUUGAAAAAAAGAAAGAGUGCCUUCCUUUGGGUGAUAAAAUUAGGAGGAAUUUUCUCUUUGUGCUUUUCCAUAUCCUCAUCUUACAUGUGUAUUUAUAGCUAUAUAUUAAUAUAAUAUUUAUAAUAUAUAAAUAAUAUACAAAUAUUCAAGCAGAAGCUAAUAAACGUUGUGGAGAUGUAGUUCAGGGAUAGAGUGUUAGUCUAGCAUGAGCAAGGCCUUAGUUGGUUCCCCAGUACUGAACUGGAAAAUGUACAGCCACAUGCCAGUUUAAGCAAGGCUUGGUACACGCCUGUAAUACCAGCAUCAUGAGCUACAAAGUGAGACCAUGUCUUUCUCUCCCUCUUUCUCCUCCCCACCCUCUCUCACACACAAGAUACUAAAAGUUUAUAGGCUAAAGGUACAAAUCUAGAUGCCUGGAGAAUGUUCACGGGUUAAGGGGAAGUUCAGUCUCUUAUUUAUUAAUACUUCAUAAGCCUGGAAAGGAGCUAGGUCUCUCACCCUUUAGUUACAAGGGGAGAAAAAAGGUUGAGAGAAUUUCAGUGAAUUCUCCAAGAUCACGAAGCUUCUAAAUGGCAAUGGCUGGUCAGUGACUGUGAGAUUCAACUCUAGGGUCCUGCUCUUGCCAUCUAGCCAAACUAUCUGCAACCUGGGCUUAUUUCUGGUUAGGAGUAGUAUCUACUGGAACUCUAGAACAGGGACAAGAAGCUCUUUGGAGAGAAGGUGGCUCCCUCACUCCACACAAAACUCCCUGCAAGGCAUAGGAAUCCUGGGGGAAGGAGGAAAGGGAGCUUUGUUGGCUGAUUGAAGACCAGAGAGUAGCACAUCAUUCCAGAAUGAGCUGGCAAUGGGGGGUUGCUGGCAGUACUGACAGAAGAGAUGCAUAGACACUAUGUCAUGGCCAUGUCCCAUGUACUCAGCAGGCCUGAAUCACAUCAAAUAUUUCAUAGCAUAUUUAGUCCCACACAAAGCAUAUCCAUUCAUUUCCAUUCCAGUUCAAGCACUUCCGGGUCUGGAUGAGGUCCCACCUAAGAACUGGUCUUAAGCCGGGCGGUGGUAGUGCACGCCUUUAAUCCCAGCACUCGGGAGGCAGAGGCAGGCGGAUCUCUGUGAGUUUGAGGCCAGCCUGGGCUACAGAGCGAGUUCCAGGACAGGCCCCAAAGCUACACAGAAACCCUGUUUCGAAAAACCAAAAAAAACCAAAAAACAAAAAAAAACAAACUGGUCUUAGGAUCUAAGGCUGCCCUCUGCUGGCCAGAACCUUGCCCUUGUCCACCUGAAAGCUCUGCUCAGGUUCAGUAAUGUCGCUUCCUCCUGCUGCUGGAUACUAGUGUAGCGGUUCCUCCCCUCUUCAGACAUGUUCAUGACAGGCAGGGUUUCUGAACUGCUGGCCCCAACCUGAAGGCAUCCAGCAAUGCACACUGGAAGUAUUGGAAGGAAUGAGAAAUCUAGGCCACAACCAGCCCUGUGUUUGGGCUCCAAAGGUCCAAAGCAAGCGUGAUCUCUCCAGAAGGCAUUCAGGAGCCAGCACUUUUCUUAGGGGUGGUAUAGAUGCCAGCUCUGCUACCAGUCUGCUGAAGGAGCCUGAGCAAGCAUUUUGUAUCACGUUCUUGGAAUGGGGACAACGAGUCUCUUACAUGGGGCUGCUGCGGAGGUUAAUAAUCCAUGUAGAACACUUGGUCCAGAGCCUGGUAUGGCUGGAGCAGUCAGCCAGCCCUCAGCAACUCUAGAGUUUAUCACCUCACUGCCUGCAAAGAACACGAGCUCAGAGAAUGAAGCCACUGGUUUAGAGGUGAAGGCAGGCCCUGUGUCUGUCCCUGCUGGAGGCUGUAGCACAUUGGGCCAUCUCCCAACAGUCGUGGGAGACUUGGAGGUGACAGCAGUGGGGGACUGAAAGGAGAGUGGCAUACACAAGCAUUUGCCCUGUCUGGUUCCAAGUAGCUUGUGGACCCUACCACAUAGUGUUGUGCGAUAUUUUGUUUGUGUUCUGACAAAUAAAGCUUGCCUGGAGAUCAGAGGGUGGAGCUAGCCACUAGUUAAUCAUAGAAGCUGGGCAGUGGUGGCACACACCUUUAAUCCCAGCACUCAGGAGGCAGAGACAGGAAGUGAUAAGGCAGGUGGGACAGAAACAGGAUCAUGGCUCCUUUAGGUCUGAGGAUCCAGAGAGGUAAGAAGUCACUGGUGGCUGCUCCUCUGCUUCUCUGAUCUCUGAUCUGGUUAUUACCCAGAUAUCUGAUUCCUGGUUUUUAUCCAUAAGACUAAUUAGGUUCAUGCUUCAACAUAACCACUUUCCUAAGUGGCUCAUAGGAAGGAGCUCAUCCCCUGUGCCCCCAGGUUUACAGGCUCUGGGAAAGCUCCAGAGUGCAAAGAGCUUUGGCUCAGCAGCCAGCACAGAGUAAAUAAAUAUGGUUGUCUGCUCUCAUGGGAAUGCAGACUUACGGUGGGGAGGUCAAGGCAGCGGAAUUCAGGGAGUGCAGCAUGGCUGGGAUCCCCAACAACUUGGAGAGAGCAUGCUGAACUCCGGAAUCCCCUGAGGAGAGUAACUGCCCUGCUUUGUGCCUCACAAGCCCUGAAUUAAAAUACUUUCUGCUACACUUCAAAGCAAGAAUGUCAGCUUUAAACCAAAGUACACAGUGAACAUAAGUAACAAUUUUACAUGACUUUAUUUUAAUAAAACCACGUAUUUACAAUUCAAAAAGUCCUAGUUUGAUACAUUUUACUAAAUAAAAUUAAAGGUUAACUGUACAAGCAAUUAAAACAUGAUAUGUAGCAAGUGUUAUCAGGAGUUUCCUACUGGCAAACUGUUUAAAAAUAGUCACAAACUGAGCAGUUAGAAGUACCUUUGAAGUGAGCACUGCUCCCAAGGUGACAGGAAGCCUCUCCUGCAAGCUCCCUCUAGAGUGAGAGCUGCCCAGCACCCUCAAGUUUGGGGACUGAAAGUGAGGUGGGAGGUGCAGACUUCUGUAGGGUCUGUUUCCAGUUUGCCAAAACAGAAGGAGUAUGAGAGAUGCCCUCAGAGUAGAGGAACUUGGAACUGUAGAGCCUCUAAGGAGGGCACACCAGGCUCACACAAACAGGCUCUAAAAACCCUGUUUGGACUAGAGAUGCAGUCAGUGCAUGGCUGGCAUGGAGUCUUGUUUGAGACUUCAUGCAUGCCCACAGAUUAUGUCAAACAAGAAAAGUUAAGAGCUGGGUUGUGAACACACAGAGAAUUCCACAAUGGCAUUCACAACAAGGUGCCCAGUCCCCUUGUCACAACACUUUCUGUAUGACUUAAGGAAUGUCUUUAUGUACAGUAAGAAAAUAUAUACAUCUUGAGAGAACAGAUGCCCAUGCCAUGGAAUAAAACUAGGUACAUCUGCAAUGAACAACAGCAGACAGGGCUGGGUAGUCUACUUCUUACAGGCCAGCUGGGCCUGGGCUACAUUCAGAUCUGAUGUCAAGAAUGGCUGGAUCUGGAGGCCACUGGAUGGCUGGUGAAGACAUCCUCCUCCAAGAGGUCAGACAUCAGCCUUUCACACUAAGGCAGAGAGCUAUAUGGAGGGUGCUCCGUAGCCUCCCUGGAGAAGCCAUGAGACUACAGAUGAGACUCCAGAAAAAAAGAAAAGUGGUGGCAUGGAUGAAUGGCAUGAUAGCCUGCUGAUGCAUUGGACGAUCACAAACAGAGCAGAUGAAGGGAACCCAUGCAAACACACUGUCCUAAGGCUGACCCAAGUCUCCCUGCCACAUGCUGUAGUCAGUCAAGGGCUCCCCAA
Messenger RNA from Peromyscus californicus insignis, 8124 nucleotides. It is a transcript of the gene Cfap184, whose product is annotated as coiled-coil domain containing 96. Gene Ontology annotation, biological process: cilium assembly. Lineage: Eukaryota; Metazoa; Chordata; Mammalia; Rodentia; Cricetidae. The record is from RefSeq and is a predicted model, not a curated record. Bases 339 to 2078 code for a protein of 579 amino acids. Gene Ontology annotation, cellular component: ciliary basal body; axoneme. The transcript has a single exon.